Messenger RNA from Penicillium paradoxum, 4341 nucleotides. RefSeq lists its product as uncharacterized. Gene Ontology annotation, molecular function: protein binding. The record is from RefSeq and is a predicted model, not a curated record. NCBI's taxonomy places the organism in Eukaryota, Fungi, Ascomycota, Eurotiomycetes, Eurotiales, Aspergillaceae. The transcript has a single exon. The coding region runs from base 1 to 4341 and encodes 1446 amino acids.
AUGGGUGGCCUGGUGAUCAAGAAGGCAUACGUCCUGGCAAAACAAGACCCGUUUUAUAAAGAGUUGGCUGAGCGAGUUGCCUCACUAUAUUUCCUCGCCACACCCCACCGAGGGUCUGACUCGGCCAAAAUGCUAAAAAACCUUCUCAAAGUCGCCUAUGACCGCGCUUACAUUAAUGACCUGGAACCGAACUCUGCCACUGUCCAAGUGAUUAAUGACGAAUUCCGUCAUCACUCGGCUAAUAUUGAGCUUUGGUCUUUUUACGAAACGCAGAAUAUGAAACUGUUCAGCUCACUCAUCGUGGAUCCCGAGUCGGCUGUUCUCGGGUACCCUGGAGAGAAGCAAACACCCAUGACUGCUGAUCAUCGCUCAAUUUGCAAGUUUGAUACCCCCGAAGACCCCAACUACGCCCUUCUACGGAACGCGCUCGCCUCAACUGUGAGUAAACUUGUCACGGAAGUUCCAGAAUCAAAGCUUGAGGGCAGGCGUGAGAGGAUCAAAAAUCUGAAGAAGUACCUUGAUGUUUACGACAUUUUGGAUGAUGAUCUUGCAAACGUCCGCGAAUCUCGAAUGGACGGAUCGUGUAGAUGGAUUUCGACCAAAGCCAGUUAUGUAACAUGGAGGGAUGGGGAAAGGGACAGCGACAGAGUCUUGCUUAUCAAGGGCAAACCAGCAACAGGAAAAUCGGUUCUCGCUGGCUAUGUUAUUGAUCAGCUCAACGAGGCAGGGCGAGCAUGCAGUUCCUUUUUCUUCAAACAUGGAGAUAAAUCAAAAUCCACUUUAAGCCGCUGCCUUCGAUCUCUAGCUCUUCAGAUGGCUACCUCCUCUGAUGAAGCUGGGAAUGUCAUUCUACGUAUGCAGGCGGAUGCUGUUCGUUUGGACCACAUCGAUGAACGAACCCUCUGGAGAACCCUCUUCCUAUCCGGCAUUUUCCAAACCAGAGUCACGCAGCAUUAUUGGAUUAUCGACGGUUUGGACGAGUGUUCAAACUCCCAGGCAUUUUUUCAUGUCAUUCUUUCCAACUUGAGCGAAGUCAUGCCUCUGAGAAUUCUCAUGACAAGUCGCGACACCCUCGAUCUUGAGAAAGGUUUCUCGGCUACUCCAUCCAAUCAAAUUCGGUCCUUUCCUAUCUCAACAAAGGACACAGGACCGGAUAUCAGGCUUCUAGUCGAGAGGAGAACCCAGGCCCUUGGGGUCGUUGGACCUGACGAUCGAGAUAUAUUAGUUGAGAGGAUCCUAGACAAAUCCAAUGGAUCUUUCUUGUGGACAACUUUGGUGCUUGAAGAACUAUCGUGUUGUCACAGCGGAAAUGAAAUCCAACAGGCCCUUGAAGAUAUGCCAAGGGGUAUGGAGUCGCUGUACAGACGCACGUUGGACUACAUGUCGCAGGCGACUCGUGGAAAGGAGCUGGCCAAAGCCAUUCUGAUGUGGACAGCCUGUGCGGUUCGACCCAUGACAAUCAGCGAACUGGGCGGUGCUCUCAUGCUGGAGAUCCACGACUCAUUUCCAAGAUUAGAGGAAAGUAUCGCUGCGCUUUGUGGGCAACUGGUGGUUGUAGACAAAUAUGAGAGAGUUAGGAUGGUGCAUGAAACUGCUAGAGAGUUCCUUAUAGCACAAGGGCAGGUGUCUGAGUUCUCCGUUGACGUAACUCUAGCGCACACGCGCAUGGCUAAGGUAUGCCUCGAUUACCUAACUGGAGAGGAGAUGAAGCCUCCAAGGAACAUUCGGCACCGUUCCUUGGUGAAUCUUCCAGCGAAAAGACUAGAUUUCGCGGCCUAUGCAUGUACAUCAUUCUCAUAUCACCUCUCCAGAGCCAAUCCACUGGCCAGAGAAACGUUACAACUUAUCAUCCAGUUUUUGAGACUCAAUGUUCUCACUUGGAUCGAAACUAUUGCCCGGUCUAAAAAUCUCAGUCACCUCAUCCAUGCCUCAAAACAUCUCAAGGUCUACCUCAACGCGUGUGCCGUUGAGCGUUCUCCACUGGAUCCUCGGAUAGGAGCCCUACGACAGUGGAGCAUGGACCUUGCUCGAAUACCUGCCAUGUUCGCGAGCGUCCUCAUGGUAUCGCCGUCAGCAAUAUAUUCGGUGAUACCUCCGUUCUGUCCCACUGACUCUAGAGUCCAUAACACUGGAAGCCCAAGCCUCAGGCUCGCUGUGCUUGGUGCGCACAGCAACCAGUGGGAUGAUAGGAUGGUGUGCAUAGACUUUCCUCAGGGUCAACCAAGGGCGGUGCGGUAUGGAGAUCAAUUUCUCGCCGUUGGACUCAGUUCUGGGACAGUGGUAUUGUACCAUCACACAUCACACCAGGAAUACAAGCUAUUGGCUCAUGGGGAAGCAGUCAGCCUGCUGGCUUUCAGCACUAAGACCACUUUCCUAGCGACCUGCGGUAUGAAAAUGACCAAAGUUUGGGACACCCAAAGUGGACUAUUAGUGCACAGCCUUACCAGUCCCCCGCAUCCGCUGGGAAUGGAGUUCGACGGAGACAAGCUUCUGAUUGCUAGUCGCAAAAACUACGUCGUUACUUGGGAUUUAGACCAUGGGAGCCGGCUGGAGUCGGUGCGAAAACACUGGAGCGAUCACGAUACGCCGGAAUCAGAUCGAACGCCACCCCGUGGGACGCCAUGCGCUCUAGCUCUCUCUAUCAGCCACGGAAUGCUUGCUGUAGCAUACAGCGGUCAGCCUAUCACGCUAUGGGAUAUGAAGGAGAAUGCCUACGCUGGUAGCUGUGGCAAGAAACUCUCAACCGGCGAGACUAGCACUCAUGUUGUCAUCGCUCUUACUUUCAAUCCCAACCCGGACAUUAGCCUUCUUGCAGUUUCAUAUCUCGACGGUGACCUUGCGCUCCUUGAUCCAUUAUCUGGUCAGCAACUGGAAUGCUUUCGGGCCAAUUGCCAAACCCUCGCUGCUAGCCCCAAUGGACGUCUUCUCGCCGCCGGCGGUGCCAAUGGGAUAAUCCACAUUUACGAGUUUGACACCUUGAAGUCGCUAUAUCAAGUCAAAUCAUCCAACUCGUUCAUCAAACAGCUUGCCUUUGAUAAGGACAGCAUGCGUCUUGCGGACGUUCAAGGGGCCCAGUGUACUGUCUGGGAACCCGAAGCUCUAUUGCGGGAGUCGUUAGAGGACGACAGUAGUGGGACCACUCUCACUACGGUCGUCGAGCAACUAUCUGAAAAGCCCAAAGCAAGAAUCACUGCGAUGGUUGCCCACCAUACUUUAGAGGUCAUUUUCUGCGGAAAGGAUGAUGGCUCAGUUGUAAUUUACGAACAAGGAACGGCAAUGAGCUUGGAGACUCUCUACACCCACAAGUCAUCAGUGCGCGUGUUAACCUGGAUUGAAGCGACCAACUCUUUGCUUAGCAUUGAUGCAUCCAACACAAUUUUCCUCCACAAGGUCCAGCAGUCGGUGAACAAAGGUUGGCACGCCGACCUCACAGUACUCUUUAAGACCCGCCUCGACUCUGAACAGGCAAUUACAGAUGUUCUCGUGGGAGACCCAGCAGCAAAGCUUUUGCUAUCAACUCGCGAGAGCGAUUACAUGUUCAACCUGGGCAGCGGCAACUGCGAGGGUGAGAGGACAUACUCACAGAUGCGAGGAAGCCGCAAAUGGCUGCCUCAUCCAAACUCCUCUCAACAUCUGAUCUGCGUUGAUAACUUCAAAGUCUGCAUCUAUCGCUGGAAUGACUGGUGUGAGGUUUCUUGCAUUGGAUAUCCACUUGAUAACGAUAUGGUAGAGAUCAAAGACGCGGUGGUGUAUUCACUCGGGCAAAGGCAAAGAAUUCUCCUCGACUUGCUCCAUCCGAAUAGUUCUGUGAACAUCAAAAGGAUUGCGAUCAUUGAUCUAGAUCGCCUCGCCACGGGGAAUAGCGAACGCAGCCUGUUCCGGGAAACCCCCGAUCAUGCCUUGGGUGGAUUAGAUCAACUUGCAUCGGAUGGAGAUGCGAAGAAGAUUGGCACAAAGUCAAUCGCAUCUUCUCCACCCCUUUCACAGAUGAUGAAUUUUGACCUGGAUAUCGCCCAUGUGAUAGGAAUCUAUGAAUCGAGAAGACUGAUAUUCUUGAAUCGAUCUUUCUGGGUGUGCUCUGUUGACAUCGGUGAAAACGGGUUAGGAACCGCACGACCCAGGGAAUCAUCAUCGAUUGAAAUUUUUGAGCACUUCUUCAUCCCAUAUGAUUGGUUUGCCGGCAGACGCGACAUUGUUUGUGCUUUGGCGAGGAAAGAUAUUAUAUUAACUCGGGGUGGUGAGCUGGCUGUGGUUAGGGGCGGCCUUGACCAUGUCGAGCGAUCAUGUGUACAAGAGAAGUCCUGGGGCCCAGAUGGAAUGAAGAGCCCAACCUCAAAAUAA